Molecule: messenger RNA, 2217 nt
Organism: Rhinocladiella mackenziei CBS 650.93
Lineage: Eukaryota; Fungi; Ascomycota; Eurotiomycetes; Chaetothyriales; Herpotrichiellaceae
Exons: 1
Coding region: 1-2217 (738 amino acids)
Source: RefSeq, a predicted model, not a curated record
AUGGCCGACCGCAAUCCUUCUCCGACCCUUCAAACCUCCUCGGCGCAACGCCAACUACAUACGUCCAUAACUCUUCCCCGAAACUUCGCUCCGCUGGGACUCGACAGCAGCGAUAAUCCAAAAACUCCAGAUCAGACCUUCGCAGAACUCAAGCUUCCUCCGCCUCCUCACCACUCGACUACUUGCCUCCGACGAUCUCGAAUCAAUAUGCAUAACUUCCAAGCGCGUAACAAUGCUCUACCCACGACUCUUUUUGCUUCGGAUAUCCCCAUCCCCUCUAGCAUUCAAUCAGACUACCGCGCAGCGGCCGACAUUCCUCUACCUUCGGUUGAACGACAGGAUCAUAUCUCCAGACCGAUCUACGUCCACAGUGUCACAGAUCCCUCUCCGAGUGAGAAACUAAAACUGUCUACCUACCGAGAUUCACAACUUCCUCGAACACCCGUGGCGCAGACGAAAUUCGUUCCAACCGAAUACAAGAACAGUGCUUGGGAUAUGCAUCGUUCUUCAUCCGAAUGCUCUAUUUGUUCGGACUCGUCAUACUCUUCCUCGGAAACAUUCACGACUCGACCAACUUCAUUCGAUGGCAGUGCCACGAGUCCGGAUCUCGAGUCUCGAGAUCCGUUCUGUUCAACUCAGGUCAACAUCAUCCCAGACACUCCGUCACGGAAGAGCAAGAAAUUGAGGAUCAACGCCUUCAUGUCCAAGACUAAUGUCCAAUGGAGUAUUGAGAUGGACAACCAUUUGUUCAAUGUCUAUCAAAUGUAUCUGGCAGAUCCUACAGUCACACCUUUCAAAACGGUCCCUGGCAGCAUUCCUCCGACCGGUGUCUGUCAUCGUGUUGCUCGAAGAGCCAAAGAGACAUGGCCCAAAGCAAGUCGAAUCUCAAGACCCAUCAUUCGACGGUACAAGAUGCGAAACGUCAUGGAAAACCGAAACAAUGCGAGGGACAAGACACCAGAACCAACCGAUUUUCUUCGCACCGACAGCCACGAUGCAAGGGCGAUCUGGCCGUCUGAAUCAGCCACUAGGAAACGACUGAAACAACUGUGCAGGGAAAAAUUCAUCAUUUCAGCCCACUAUCAGCGAUUACGCGAAUCGAGGAGCCCGUCGCCUUUCCAUGAACAGUUCACUCGACGACAUUCUCGACUAAAUCGGCCCAUGACCCAACAGGCUGAUCCAGAAGCAUCCACCACCACAUACACCACUCGAGAAUUGGGUAUUUCACUGGUGGCCAGUGGUGCGACCGCUCCCCUUGCACAGCUCGCGACGGGAGACUCCCCUCUGGCGCAGCAAAUGUCCGAUGAUUGGUUCAACACCCCCGUCAACAGUUCUUCGGAUGGCAUGUCUAUCUCUACUCCUGGCCUGGGAAUUGAGACUGAAUCGGACACGUUGAAGGUUGCAAGCAGUAUUCCACGUCUCGCUUCACCAUUCAACUAUAGGACUUGGAAUGGUUCUAGUAACUCGAACCCUCAUCAUCGCCGACAUAUCAGUCACAACCAAUUUGAUACCAUCCAUGCUACGGGAUCAAGAUUACUUUCUCCCUUCAAACUCGAACCGGACAUCUCGCUCAACGUCCACAAGCGACGUGCUCAACACAAUCUAGAGGAUGAGUUGAGCCCCAGUGGAAGCAACAUCCAUCAGCUAGGUACCGACCUCAACCGAAAUCUCCCCCCACCGGUCCCGUUUGAGCGAAAACCUCAAGUUCGACCGGAACUGGUCUUUACUGGAGCGGGAGACAUUAAUCAGCGGAGGAUACGCGUUCGGAAUAGAGGUGCUACUUUGGGUGCUGUCAACAAUCGAGAACAGAUUGAACGACUCCUUACACCACCCACUCGACAAACUCCCACCACGGAGAGUGCCGGUAUUUCCUCAGUUCCAACACUACCUCCAUCACUUACGGCUUUGGCACACCCCAAUGUCCCAACGAUCUCAUCCGGUUUGGUUCCGCCCGAAGUCGAUUCGUCUCAAAAGCGUCUUGGCAGUCCUUUCGAGCUCGAUCCCAAUAAGAGAAGCUAUCGUGCGCAAAACCCCAGACACGUACCGAGCCUGAGUGACCCAUUCAUCAACACGAGUGCAUUUGGGACUUCUCCCAGCCAUGGACAUCCGUGUAGCAUGAGUAUUGGAGAAAGGUUGGCUAUGUUUAGUACUUUUCAUCCCAGUCACUACCAGCGACCACCUCUGGAUCAACAAUCGAGAGAUGAUCCUUUCACGUGA